AUGGAUGACCUCUUCGAGAUAAGACGGACCGCAACUAAGGGUUGUGGCGUCUUUGCGAAGAAAGCAAUCUCAAGCUAUACCAUCAUCGUCCGCGAGUCGCCGGUCAUCGCCCUCAAAUGCGCGCCCGGAGAUACAGCAGCGAAAAUCGACGCCAGUAUCGAACAAGCCUUCAGAAACUUGAGCAAGAAAGACCAGGCGAGUGAGCUUCAGCUGCACGAAGGCUCGCACCCCAACGCCAAAACCAAAGUCACACGGAUCUUCCACGCAAACGGCUUCGGCAAUGAACACGUCAAAGAGCUCUACCUCACGAAAUCGCGAUUCAAUCAUUCGUGUGUCCCGAAUGCGUUUGCGUAUGAGGAUGGAGAGUCGUCUUACCUCCAGGCGAUUCGGCAGAUCGCACCCGGCGAGGAGAUCACCAUUUCCUACUUGCCUCGUUUCGAAGAGGCCAUGACAUCUCGCCAGCGGGCGACGGUUCUCCACUUGCACUACAAGUUCGAAUGCCGUUGUGCUGCAUGCUGGCCGCCCCAUCAACGCUGGAAGAGCGAUGUGCGCCGGCAGUUGAUCGGAUUCCUCAGCUAUGCCCUCGAGGGCGAAAACGCUCCCGACUUCAGACCGCUCGACAUCUGCCACCCUCUAUCCUGGGUGUGCUGGCCCCCUCAGCCCACGCCGAGUGGUCGAGUGCUUACUCCAGCACAGGAGAUCGAAUACAACUUCUUGCUCGCCAACUUGAGGGAAGCGGAGGGAUGGCCAGACUACCUCGUGGCGGAAGGCUAUCUCCACGCGGCCACCAAGCUUGCCUUCCAACAGUCGGAGUACCAGCAGAGUCCAGCUACCCAAGACAUCGUCUUCCUGGAAGCUGCGAGGUGUAUCGAGGCCUGGUACCAGAAGGGACUGGAGUUGGAGAAGAAAUUCUACCCUCCCGCCCAUCCGCAGAUUCGAGACGGGACAAUGGCUUGGGAGAAUACAAUGUCAAGAUUUCGAUGUUUGCAAUACUUGCGCAUGACGAACUCACUCAAAGCACGCGAUGAACAUGGUCCGUCGGAGAGCGGAGGGAACUUUGCUGUCCGCAUUCAGGAGGGAGAUGGCACCUUGACUUUGCUGUCUCAGGAGGACACCGCUGGUCUGAUCUGGCAGAGAGUGAAGAGACUGUGA
Messenger RNA from Zasmidium cellare ATCC 36951, 1152 nucleotides. RefSeq lists its product as uncharacterized. The coding region runs from base 1 to 1152 and encodes 383 amino acids. The transcript is spliced from 2 exons. Gene Ontology annotation, molecular function: protein binding. The record is from RefSeq and is a predicted model, not a curated record. NCBI's taxonomy places the organism in Eukaryota, Fungi, Ascomycota, Dothideomycetes, Mycosphaerellales, Mycosphaerellaceae.